AUGCCGGGCCCUUGGAUGCUGUUCACCCUAUCUUUGAUCUUGACCUUGACCGGUGUCCCGGGAUACCGAGCCCAGCCAGAGGAGGCCCAGAAAGAAGUCGCAAUGGCCGCGGAGCGUCCCGGGCUGGACGACCUCCUGCGCCAGGCGGAACGCCUCCUCCUCCUCGGUGAAGACCUCCAGCGGCUUCGAGGAGACCUGGGCCAGCCCUCAGAGUCCCAGCUCUUUCAACCCAACUGGCUCUCCAAGCGUCAGCAUCCAGGCAAAAGGGAGGAGGCAGAAGAAGGGGUUGAAGAGACGGAGGAGGAGGAAGAAGCGGGGGCUGUGGGGCCCCACAAACGGCAGCACCCAGGCCGGCGGGAGGAUGAGGCUUCAUGGCUUGAUGUUACCCAGCACAAGCGGCAGCACCCUGGCGGGCAUUCCCCCUGGCUGGAAUAUGCUGUCAUCAAGAGGCAGCACCCAGGCCGAAGGCUGGUGGAUCCCAAGGUCCAAAGGAGCUGGGAAGAGGAGGGAGAGGAGGGAGAGGGAGCAUUGGUGCCUGAGAAACGCCAGCAUCCGGGCAAGAGGGCCUGUGGGCCCCAGGGAGUCUGUGGUCAAACUGGCCUCCUGCUGGGGCUCCUGGAUGACCUGAGCAGAGGCCAGAGGGCCCAGGAGAAGUGGCAGCACCCUGCAUGGAGGGUGGCCUGGACCAGGGAGCCCCUGGAGGAGUGA
Castor canadensis (American beaver) is the source of this 708-nucleotide messenger RNA. It is a transcript of the gene Trh, whose product is annotated as thyrotropin releasing hormone. NCBI's taxonomy places the organism in Eukaryota, Metazoa, Chordata, Mammalia, Rodentia, Castoridae. Gene Ontology annotation, biological process: positive regulation of gamma-aminobutyric acid secretion; hormone-mediated signaling pathway; positive regulation of insulin secretion. The record is from RefSeq and is a predicted model, not a curated record. Gene Ontology annotation, molecular function: thyrotropin-releasing hormone activity. Gene Ontology annotation, cellular component: extracellular region; secretory granule.